This is a messenger RNA of Impatiens glandulifera, 1701 nucleotides long. Its product is annotated as serine/threonine-protein phosphatase 7. NCBI's taxonomy places the organism in Eukaryota, Viridiplantae, Streptophyta, Magnoliopsida, Ericales, Balsaminaceae. Gene Ontology annotation, molecular function: protein serine/threonine phosphatase activity. The coding region runs from base 106 to 1542 and encodes 478 amino acids. The record is from RefSeq and is a predicted model, not a curated record. The transcript has 5 exons. Gene Ontology annotation, cellular component: cytosol; nucleus.
UCCUCCUUUGUGACGUACUGUUCUUCAGCUCUGCUAAUUUCACUUUUUCAAUUUAUAGGUUUUGGAAUGAUACAAUUCAAGAAUACCAGUCCAUAUUGAUCAGUAAUGGCGACGCCUUCAGAUCCUUUACCAUCGAAUUCGGAACCAAUAAUAGUAGGAUCAACUGCUGUUACGUCAACUGAUGCAAACUCGUUGAACUUCGAAGAAAAUCCCAAGCCCCCAUCUUCCUCUGAUGAAGACUUCUUCUCUUCGGUUUCAUCCGAAGAACAUCUUAAUCAGAAUUCUUCGUCUAACAUCCAGGUGAAGCCUGAUCCUCAGAUCCCUAUUUUAUGGCCGUCCGAUGGUCAUUUGACCAUCGAUUGGGUGAUGACAAUGAUGGAGGUUUUCGAUUGGUCUUCUAGAAACCUCUUGCCGACGGAAUUGCCGACGGUGUUACCGGUUCAGGUUUUCGAUAGUUUGGUAUUGACUGCUUCGAAGUUGCUUCACAAAGAACCUAAUUGCGUGAAGAUCGAUGACUGCGGCGAUGAUAUGAGCAUCGUGGUGGUUGGUGAUGUUCAUGGGCAGCUACAUGAUGUGUUGUUUCUUCUUAGGAACGCGGGUUUUCCAUCUGAGAAUCGUAUUUUUGUGUUCAAUGGAGAUUAUGUAGACAGGGGAGCUUGGGGACUUGAGACAUUCGUUCUUCUCUUAGCUUGGAAGAUUUUAUUUCCAAAUAGGGUGUAUCUUCUUCGUGGAAAUCAUGAAUCAAAGUAUUGCACCUCUGUUUACGGUUUUGAAGCUGAAGUUUUGGCGAAAUAUGGUGAAAAAGGAAAGCAUGUUUAUCGGAAAUGUUUAGGUUGUUUUGAAGGACUUCCACUAGCUUCUAUUAUAGCAGGGAAUGUUUACACUGCUCAUGGAGGGGUUUUUCGUGCUGCUCCAGUUUUCACAUCCAAAAGGUCGAAAGGGAAGAAGAAUCGCAAAUUGAUUGUUGCUAGUCCUGGCCCCCCUCCUUUGAUUCUUGGUUCAUUGGAGGAGUUAUUGAAAGCUCGGAGAAGUGUGUUGGAUCCUCCUUGGGAAGGCUCGAACUUGAUUCCUGGUGAUAUUCUUUGGUCUGAUCCGUCCAUGAGUCCUGGUCUUUCUCCAAAUAAAGAGAGAGGCAUUGGCCUUCUAUGGGGUCCUGAUUGUACAGAGGAGUUCUUAAGGAAGUUCAAUCUCAAGUUAAUUAUCAGAUCCCAUGAAGGUCCAGAUGCAAGAGAAAAAAGAUCCGGUCUUGGUGGAAUGGAUGAAGGGUACACUAUAGAUCACACUGUAGAGUCUGGGAAGUUAAUCACUCUAUUCAGUGCACCAGAUUAUCCACAGUUUCAGGCAACAAAGGACAGGUAUAAAAACAAGGGAGCAUACAUCGUUCUCAAACCUCCUGAUUUUGCGACUCCAGAAUUUCAUAGUUUCCAAGCAGUUACCCCAAGGCCAAAGGUAAAUCCUUAUUAUGAUUUUGAGUAUGUAAUUGAUUCUGAUGAAGAACUAGAUUUGGCGUCCAUGGUUCCAUCCACUUCAGUUAUUGAAUGAGUUUAAUUUUUUUUUGGUAACAUUUUAAUUAUAUUAAUAUUAUUGUAGAGAUCUUCAUGAUCCCAAAUUCAGAUUGGAACUACUUUCAUUAGUCUUAUUACCAAUGCUGCUGUUGUAAUCAUAAGAUCCUUAAAAAGAAUACCCAUUAUUUUUGCUCUA